GUAGGUUGCCAUAUAUCUUCUUGUGCGAUGAUCAGCUGAGAUGCGUUCGCGAUGAUGGGCGCCGCCGCUGUGACUACUUUUUAGGUUUGUUGAGCCGGUCAGCGCGAAAAAGAUUGGUCCCCUCCGAAAUUUGCGCGAUUCACCUUCCUGAUCGCAUGGAAGGGCGCCGCAUGUAUUCUGUUUUUAUUUUUUAUUAUAAUUUAUUUUUUACUUUUAUUUAUACUUCCAAAUAUUCUAAAUGAAUAUAUUACAAAAAACACUUUCCAUAGAACACUGAAAAAAUCUUGACCAAGCAUUUAAAAAAUGUUUAAAAUGUAUAGAGAAAAUGUUUCUCAUGUAUACAUAAAAUAUAUAGAAAAAUAUACAAUGUGCGUGAAAAACGUUGACCAUGUAUUUAAAAAACGUUAGUCUAAACAUUUGAGAAGAAAUGUUAAACAAGUAUUUGAAAAAGGUUAAUCAAGCAUUUGAAAAUGUUAAAUGCGUAUAGGAAAAAUGUUGACCAUUAGUCAAAAAAUGUUAAACUUGAAUUUGCAAAAUGUAAAAUGUGUAUCGCAAAAAUGUUGAUGUAUUAAAAAAAUGUUAAACUUUUAUUUAAAAAUUGUUAAAUGUGUAAAAAAAAUGUUCACCAUGUUUUCAGAAAAUGAUUAUCUUUUAUUCGUAAAAUGUUAAAUGUGUAUAGAUAAAAUGUUGACCAUGCAUUCAGAAAAUGUUAAACUUGUUUCUGCUUUUUUUACAUGUGUAUAGAAAAAACGGUGACCAUGUAUUAUAACAAUGGUAAACUUUAUUUUUAAAAUGUUAAAUGUGUAUAGAGAAAAUGUUGACCAUGUAUUCAAAAAAUCCUAAACUCGUAUUUUUAAAAAUAAAGCAUUUAAAAACUCGUAUUUUGAAAAUGUUAAACUUUAUCCUGUUUUUUUCCUUCCUUUUUCUUUCUGUUUCUUUUUCAUUUUUCAUUAUUUAUUGGUUUUUCUGAUUUUCCCAUUUUGUUUCUUUCCAUAAAAUAUAAAGGUAAAAAGGAUUUCCAAAAAUUGUUCGGCUUGUUGGAUAAUUUUCUGGAAUUUUCAAAAUAUAAAGGUAAAGGUCCUUUUCAAAAUAAAAUUCAAAAAAUGUUCAUAUUGUUGGAUAAUUUUCUGGAAUUUUCGACAAGGUUUCAAAUUUGUUCAUUAAUUCCAACAAAUUUCACAUUUAAAAAAAUCGGAACUUUCAUAAAAUGUUCUUAUUUGUGAAAAUUUAUUCAGAAUUUUAUAAAAUGUUGCUGUUUUUUUGUAAGAGUCAUAGUGUUUUCAAAAAAUUCUUCAUAAAAUGAGCAGAACAACAGGGACUUUUAUGCAUAAUAAGCUGCAAACAUGAAAUACCUUAGCGGGUUCUCAACAAAAAAAGAAGAAAAAGAAAAAAACUCAGGGCUUUUAGCGCUGAACAGGAGGACUCCUCCGCCGGGAUCGGUGUUCAUGCAUGUUUGUUGCAGCGUACGCGAGUUCCCAGCAAUCCAGAAUUCGAGGCGUGGUUUCUGCUGGAUUCAGAUCUAUUUGCUGCUUCACCCUCGGCUGCUGAUCCACAAGCCUGCCUGCAAUCUCCGUGCCGUUCGCCGUCAAUCAAAGCUUUACUAGCUGUUCGUACGUCUCAGUCCCCAUGGAGACGGAGGACGGUGGGAUCCAGACGACGCCGGAUCUGCCGCAGGACAUCCUGAUGGCCAUCUUCGCCGCGUUCCAAAUCCCAGACCUGGUGCGUGCCGGCUCCGUAUGCUCCUCCUGGCGCUCCGCCUACGAAACCCUGCGCAACCUCGGGCUGUACAACCAGUCCCAGACGCCAUGCCUGCUCUACACCUCCGAGUCCGACGGCGAGAGCACCGCGCGUCUCUACAGCCUCGUGGAGAAGAAGGCCUACAGGCUGACCCUCCCGGACCCGCCCAUCCGCACCAGGUCUCUGAUCGGGUCCUCCCCUGAAGGUUUGCUGGUUACAGCCGAUGACAGGUCCGAGAUGCAUCUUCUCAACCCCAUCACCGGUCAACAGAUCGCCCUCCCGUCGGUGAUCACCAUCCGGCAGGUGAGCCCCAUCUACGACGACUCCGGCGUCCUCCGCAUGUACAGAUACUCGGCCCGCACUAGGCAUACCGUUCUCGCGCUGCCAGCAAACCUUGCUCUUAGCGAGCUGCGCCACCAACUCCAUCACAAGGCCUUUGUGUUUCCUCUUUCUCAUGACGAUGCAUCCUUAGAAGAAGCAGGAGGACACGUUGUGGUGCUGAUCCACAACCCGUCUUGCCAGCUCUCCUUUGCAAGGGCAGGGGCCGAGAGCUGGACCUGGCUGCCACCACACACCUCCUACGACGACUGCAUGUACAAGGAUGGCCUCAUGCAUGCGGUGACUUCAUGGGGAGAAAUCCAUGGCUUCGAUCUUGCCAGCCCUGCCCCUGUGGCCACCAUGAAGAUCGUUAUGGAGGGGCCAAUGACUUAUAGAUAUCUUAGUAUGUACAUCAUACAAGCCCCAUGGGGUGAUCUUCUCCAGGUUUGGAGAAAAUUUGGGGAUUGUGAUUUAGGAGAUACACCCCAGUCAUCUGUGUUUUGGACUACGGGCAAAAUUAGAGUAUAUAAAGUUGAUGCCGCGGCGAACGAACUCGAGAGAACCAGUUCCUUGCGCGGCCAUGCGUUGUUCCUUGGGCAUAAUCAGUCGCUUUGUCUUCGUACCGAAGAAUACCCGUCUCUUAAGGCGAACCAUGCCUACUUCACCGACGAUUGCAAGUAUUGGACAAUGGGACUCCAGAAUAAUCGCCGUGAUAUGGGAGUUCUCAACUUGGAUGAUAACAGCAGCGAGGAACUUGUGUCUCCUCGCCUUUGGUCCAACCGUCCGGCCCCCAUAUGGAUUACACCAAAUCUCAGAGAGAUAAACUUUAAUUUGGAUAAUUAGUUUGGAGUUAUUCCUUUUGUAAGAAAAAAUAAA
This is a messenger RNA of Aegilops tauschii subsp. strangulata, 2931 nucleotides long. RefSeq names its product putative F-box protein At5g55150. Gene Ontology annotation, molecular function: protein binding. The record is from RefSeq and is a predicted model, not a curated record. NCBI's taxonomy places the organism in Eukaryota, Viridiplantae, Streptophyta, Magnoliopsida, Poales, Poaceae.